AUGACAUCUUGGAAAACGCUACACAAGUGGUGCACAAGUUACAGCGCCGAUUCCGUAGAGUGGUGUCCUGUGCAGCCCUACACGGACAUAUUUGUGUGUGGGACCUACCAACUCGAUAAAACCGAUGAAGAUGGGUCUACUAAAAAGCAGAAAAGACUGGGAAGAAUUUAUUUAUUCAAAGUCAGCGAUGAUAUGGAUGAGAUAUGUCCUAUACAAAGUAUAGAUACAGCAGGUAUUUUAGACCAAAAAUGGAGCUAUAAUUGCAUUGAUGGUCAUCCUGUUCUUGGUGCUGUGACAUCUGAGGGUAGUUUACAUCUAUACCGAUUGAUCAAUUUAAAAUUAGAACGUUGGCUCGAAGCUGUGAUUGGUGAAAAUGUUCUGGCGCUCUCACUUGAUUGGUCGACGAAUAAAUAUAAUGGAAAUACAAGUGUUAUUGUUAGCGAUUCGGCGGGAAAUGUAACAUUGUGGAAGGUGGAUGAUACUUUAGAAAAAGUUGGUGAGUGGCAAGCUCAUGGAUAUGAAGCUUGGAUUGCUGCAUUUAAUUAUUGGAAUUUGGAUGUGUUUUAUACAGGUGGCGAUGACUGCGUGUUGAAAUGUUUCGACCGUAAAUCUCCAGACGUAGUAAUGACAAACCGAAGCCACGAAGCUGGAGUUACAGCUAUUCGGAGCCACGUCGAUGUUGAACAUCAAUUACUAACGGGGAGCUACGACGAAAAAGUACGUCUUUGGGACGCUAGGCAGAUGAAACGCUGUCUAACAGAAACAAAUGUUGGCGGCGGUGUUUGGCGCCUUAAAUGGCAUCCAAAUCGAAAAAGCGUCAUUUUAGCGGCUUGCAUGUAUGGAGGUUUUAGGCUACUUCGAGCAGAAGACACAAUUGAAAUUCUCUAUGAAUAUUUAGAACACGAGAGUAUAGCCUACGGUGCGGAUUGGAAAUUCGAAAACAAAGAAUUGUCUAUGGUAGCCACGUGUUCUUUUUACGAUUGUAAUCUGCGUGUCGGAGAAAUUAAUAUUGACAAUACCAAAGUACUAUGA
Messenger RNA from Pieris macdunnoughi, 1032 nucleotides. Lineage: Eukaryota; Metazoa; Arthropoda; Insecta; Lepidoptera; Pieridae. The record is from the annotation of a GenBank genome assembly.